CCCGGCGGGUACAGAGUCCUGUCUUUCGUAAUUCGCCGUGUUCGGCGUCUACGUUCACUUCACCCUUCGAUGAACGGGACUUCACGUGGAUUCCAAUUGAAUCUGCCCUGCCGCUUCCGUCUUGUCAGGGGUCAAAUUCCAUUUGAUCGGGAUGUGUGAAUCUUCUGCCCUUUUAGCUUGUGUUGAUGAUUCCUCAUGAUGCAUCGAGGAUUCGCUCAAUCACAGCUAUUGCGCAGGCUGGAUGGAAUGCCGAGGUUUACUUCCAAGCUCUGUGAUUGCCAGAUGUAGCAGUGAUUAUGUUGUUUUGAAAGAAUAGAGAACUCUGCAGCUCAACACUGGCAAUCCUAUUCAGAGUAUUGCUCCGGCGAUGCAAGAAGUGAAUCUUUCUGUACAAUUGGCCGUAAAGAGACGAGGGAUUUUGUUGGCGUAGGAGUGAUGAGACCUUCUUGCAGUUCCAAGUUUAUGGGAAGGUUUAAGCUUUGGCUCUGGUGAACAAUCUUAGGCGAAUUUGGGUGGAGUAAAUAAUCGCAGGGUGGAAUAUCAGAGAAACCUUUUGGUGUGCGCAGGGUUUUUGCAAAACCCUAAAUGGUCACCACUUCCUCUCUAGCACCGGGAUGGCCAGGCUCACUUGUCUCUGUCAGAUCGUCGCAAUGCUUGUAUGGUUCCAGUAGGCACCUUCGCCUGGGCCACAAAAGGCAGAAGUCCUCGGCUGCCCUUACUGAUAAUAAGCGCUGCCAGUGCCGAUGUUUUGUGGAGGAAGUUUCCCAUGCGUGGAAACAAUGGCGUGGGUGGAGAAAAUCUAGCCGACCAUAUAAGGAUGGGAAGAAGCUUCCCGUGGUGAUCUUCGAGGGAGGCCGACAAUGGCAGUAUGUUUUCGAUGGAGAACAAAUACGAGCUGUAGAGUUUGAUGGGGUAUCUCUGCAGAACGGAGAAGCCCGAAAUGAAAGUGUGAGUGGUCAGGUCGCUGGGAGUGUAUUAAAGCUGAGGCAAACAUUGCAGCGAAUCUUUGUUCCGGAUCAAGUUUGGCCGCAUUACCUUGUGUAUCUGAAAUGGAAACUCGUUCACCGCUUUUUGAGCUCAGUACUCCAUUUUCAGUGUACUCAGGCUAUGCUAUGGGCCGUUGGGGUGGGGGCGAAACGGAGACUUCCAGCAGCUGCUGCCCUGAACUGGGUGAUGAAAGAUGGGGUGGGACGAUUGGGGAAACUUCUUUUCACAGCGAAUUUUGGCCGAACCUUCGACUCAGACCUAAAAAGAGUGCGCUUUUGGACGUCAGUUUUGUUCAGCUCGAGUGUAGGCUUGGAAAUAUUGACUCCUCUGUUUCCUCAACAUUUCCUGCUCUUAGCAACACUCGCCAACAUUGCAAAGUCUAUAGCUUAUGCUGCCUACCUGGCUACAAGUUCAGCUAUUCACCGGAGCUUUGCAUUGGGGGAUAAUUUGGCGGAUAUUUCUGCUAAGGGAAUGGCACAGACGGUGGUUGCGGACAAUCUAGGACUUGCUGCCGCAGUCUGUCUGAGUCAGUUUAUCCAUAAUUUUCCGAAAAUUGAGAAAUUCUUACCUCUAGCAAUGUAUCCUGUAUUGGCAUCAGCAGAAUUGUUUGCAAUUUAUCAGCAACUUCAAGCUGUGCAUCUACAAACUUUGAACAAGGAGAGGUUGGAGAUCAUUAUCAAUAUAUGGGUGAAGGACCGCAGGAUACCAAGUUUUGAGGAGGUUAGCAAGAUCGAAAACGUUGCCUUGCUCGAUCUUUUCAGAGAGGGGGGUUCAGGUUUUAAGAAUCAAUUAUCUUUGCGAAUUGGUGCUGUUUCCUUGCGGUAUCUUACGCCUGAAGGUCUCAUGAACAUUGUUAACUUACGAGAAACCCAAAAAUAUACCCUCUGCCUUGAGCCACAUUUUUCAUCACCUUUUCGUGGGCAUCUCAGCCUUUUACAGCCGAGACUGCUCCUGUGGCUCAAUGAAAAGGCGACCACUGAAGAUAUCAUCAUGGGCGUUUUACAGGCGUGUCAUAUAAGAACCACGAUCACCUCAAAGGCGAGCUUGGAGCAACUAGGAAUACAAUAUGAGAAAGGGGAUGUUAAUGGCAGAUGGCGAAAUCUUCUUCUUGAGAGCAGGACGCAUGCAGAAGUAGAUUUCAAACCACUUCUGGAUGCUAUUAAGGAUGGUGGUUGGAUCACUAGGAGGAUCUUGCUGAGCCCCAAAGAGCAAUGCAGUUUCAGCAUCCUCAAUAACUGAAGUUUACUGUCAUUCAAACACAAGCCGCCCUCUUAUUUGCAUAAGUUCAUGUCUAGGAUACAUUAUUGUUGUUUAGGAGGGAAUCGUUUCCAGCAACCAGCAAGGGGAUGCUGUACAAUGCAGGUUGAAAUCUGUUCGGACCAAAUUUGAAACCUACAGUUUGAGUGGUGUCAUCUGAUGUCUUCUUCUCAUCAUUUGAUUUCCUGGGUCCCCUUUGGUAACAUUAUCCUGUCUUGCCUAGCAACUCGUCCCUUAUUUCGAAGGGCCACACGAUUAGAAGAAUGAACAGAAAACGGAUUUCAAGGAAUUGAGAAUGUGGUAUGGAAGGAAAUUCCCUGUACAUCGUCCACUUUUGUAGACGGAAACUUGGUAUCAAACAAUUGCAUCUCCACAUAUAAAAGACCUACGAGGGCAAAGGGACCACCCAUGUAUAGUAAAUUGCUUGAAUAAAAAACUGACGCUGGAACUACAUGUUCUGAAA
This is a messenger RNA of Physcomitrium patens, 2707 nucleotides long. The record is from RefSeq and is a predicted model, not a curated record. Lineage: Eukaryota; Viridiplantae; Streptophyta; Bryopsida; Funariales; Funariaceae.